AGUGGGUCUUAUUUGCAGUGACAACUGCCAUGCAGACAGGGGCCUCACACAUAUGUUCUGGUCCCCAGCGCGAGUGCAUCUCUAUCCACGUGGGGCAGGCAGGGGUUCAGAUCGGCAAUGCCUGCUGGGAGCUGUACUGCCUUGAACAUGGAAUUCAGCCCGAUGGUCAGAUGCCCAGUGACAAAACCAUCGGCGGUGGGGACGACUCGUUCAACACGUUCUUCAGUGAGACUGGGGCCGGCAAGCACGUGCCCAGAGCCGUGUUUGUGGACCUGGAGCCCACCGUGGUCGAUGAAGUGCGUACGGGGACCUACAGGCAGCUCUUCCACCCGGAGCAGCUGAUCACCGGGAAGGAAGACGCAGCCAACAAUUAUGCCAGAGGCCACUACACCAUCGGCAAGGAGAUUGUCGACCUGGUGCUGGAUCGGAUCCGCAAACUGGCGGACCUGUGCACGGGGCUGCAGGGCUUCCUCAUCUUCCACAGCUUCGGGGGCGGUACCGGCUCGGGCUUCGCGUCUCUGCUCAUGGAGCGGCUCUCGGUGGACUACGGCAAGAAGUCCAAGCUGGAGUUCGCCAUUUACCCGGCUCCCCAGGUCUCCACGGCCGUGGUGGAGCCCUACAACUCCAUCCUGACCACGCACACGACCCUGGAGCACUCGGACUGCGCCUUCAUGGUGGACAACGAGGCCAUCUACGACAUCUGUCGGCGCAACCUGGACAUCGAGCGGCCCACCUACACCAACCUCAAUCGUCUGAUCGGGCAGAUCGUGUCCUCCAUCACAGCCUCCCUGCGCUUCGACGGGGCCCUCAACGUGGACCUGACAGAGUUCCAGACCAACCUGGUCCCCUACCCCCGCAUCCACUUCCCCCUGGCCACCUACGCCCCGGUCAUCUCAGCCGAGAAGGCCUACCACGAGCAGCUGUCCGUGGCCGAGAUCACCAACGCCUGCUUCGAGCCAGCCAACCAGAUGGUCAAGUGUGACCCUCGCCACGGCAAGUACAUGGCCUGCUGCAUGCUGUACAGGGGAGACGUGGUUCCCAAAGACGUCAACGCGGCCAUCGCCACCAUCAAGACCAAGCGCACCAUCCAGUUUGUGGACUGGUGCCCGACUGGGUUCAAGGUGGGCAUCAACUACCAGCCCCCCACGGUGGUCCCAGGGGGAGACCUGGCCAAGGUGCAGCGGGCCGUGUGCAUGCUGAGCAACACCACAGCCAUUGCCGAGGCCUGGGCCCGCCUGGACCACAAGUUCGACCUCAUGUAUGCCAAGCGUGCCUUCGUGCACUGGUACGUGGGGGAAGGCAUGGAGGAGGGCGAGUUCUCAGAGGCCCGGGAGGACCUGGCGGCUCUGGAGAAAGAUUACGAAGAGGUGGGCGUGGACUCGGUAGAAGCAGAGGCUGAGGAGGGGGAGGAGUACUGAGUGGGAAGGCAAGGUGGGGCCCCCCUUUCACCCGGCGCUGUAAUGUUCCAGAUGUGUUUACCUAUUAAAGUUUCUGAAUUAAACCUC
Molecule: messenger RNA, 1505 nt
Organism: Phacochoerus africanus (Common warthog)
Lineage: Eukaryota; Metazoa; Chordata; Mammalia; Artiodactyla; Suidae
Product: tubulin alpha-3 chain-like
Exons: 4
Coding region: 30-1418 (462 amino acids)
Biological process (GO): microtubule cytoskeleton organization; mitotic cell cycle
Cellular component (GO): cytoplasm; microtubule
Molecular function (GO): structural constituent of cytoskeleton; GTP binding
Source: RefSeq, a predicted model, not a curated record